GAUCGAUUAUGACGGAAAGCAAAUUUCCAAAUCUGUCAUUUUCUGAACACCUCCCUCUGAAAACAAGAUUAAGUAAACAAAAAAACCAAACUGCCCAUAAUUAUGAUUUAUUCAUAACGGGCUUUUAGACCAAGUGUGAUAGCAUCAAAUGCAAACGGAUUCAAUCUCACACUGAUUGACACCAAGAUCAGCUGCCACAUUGAGCUGUAAGACCAAAAUCGACGGUUAAUAAUUUCGUUGAAGGUUCAAACAUGGCACGCAACUUUUCCCCGGGAAGCGGCGAAGAACACUUCGCCACCUUUGCAGCGUCACUAGAGACGCGGUCAACUGGAGUAGUUAUUGUAGAAUCUGCGUUUUUUCUUCUCAUCACCUUUGCGAGCUUAUUCGGAAAUUUUCUCCUGUGUGUUGUUUUGUUCAAGAAUUUCUCUUUUCAGAGCUUAACAAACAUUCUCAUAUUGGCGCUGUCCUUGGCGGAUAUCUUAAUGGGAGCAGUAUGUAUGCCUCUUACGUGCGGCACGCUUAUUCAUGGCAAAUGGACUUAUGGUGACUUCUCAUGUCAGAUUCAAUGUUUCUUUAUCUAUUUUUUGGCCUUCGCGUCGCUUCAGACCAUCGUUGUAACAUCGCUUAACCGAUUUUAUCGGGUCGUGAAACCGACCAAGUACAGGCGCAUUUUCACAGUGAAAAAGACCAUUGGUACAUUGAUAGCUCUGUGGUUGUCAAGUGCGCUGAUUUUAACUGUUCCUUUGGCGACCGGAGCCUUAGGCGCAACUUUCAAUCCAGCAAAAGCCGCCUGCGUCAUUUUUAAGAAAGACGCCGCCAUGGAACACAAGAGCUAUCCAGCUAUUUUGAGAGGGUUGCUGUUGCUUCUUUUCGCCGUAAUUCCCUCGGUUGUUAUUUUUACUUGUUAUUUCAAAAUAUUCCGGGCAGUUGGGGAACAUUUUACUCGCGUCGCGCCCAUAUUAAAUUCACGAAACAGAAGGCUUAAAGCUCGAGUAAAUUUACGGGAAAUGCGAACGACGCUUACUCUCUUUGCAGUGGUUGUCAUGUUCGUCUUAAGCUGGCUUCCUGUGUUUGUCAUCGAGAUCAUUCAAGCAUUCGCAAUCGAUUGGUGGGAAAUUCCCCGUGAGGUUCAACUCUUAUGGACGUUUUUUGGCAGUUUCAGUAGUGCGGCAAACCCCCUGGUGUACGGCUUAGCGAAUUCUUCCUAUCGCAGGGAAUAUAAAAGGCUAUUAACAUUUAAAUGGAAAAGAAGGAGCGACGAUAAAAGGGACAUUGACGGCAGCAGAACACCUUCGGUUGUGAUGGCAACUGUAAAUAUCCCGUCCUGAAUUUGCAUUUUUUUUUUUUUCUCAGUGAAAAAACAUCUGGACGAACGUGACAAAUUUGUAAGUGCUAAUUUCCCCUUUGUAUGAAGAGAUUUCAGAAAAAUACAUUUUAAACAGGCCUUCAGUGUAAACAUUGAAAGUAACCUUAAGAAUCAUGAAUGUUCGCAUUCUUUUAUUUACACUACACUCUUCUAAGAACGCUCGUUAGUUGGGGAACAAAGAUGAUUAUAUCACUUUGUUCAUUUUCAGACGAAUUUCAAUGCUGAACCUGAAACGUACUUAAAACGAUGUAAUUUUCACCUAUUUCGUAACCAAGGUUGUAUUGUGCUAAAUCACUCUGAGACCCGUUCUCACUGUUCGCGAACGCGACAAUGUCAGGCGACAUGUUCUGUGUUUGACGAACAAAAAGUUAAUUGCCUUCUCACAUUGUAUUUGCAUUUUUAGUUUUAUGAUUAACAAGAGGAUAAUUAAAAAUCCUUGCCUAAAUUUCAUCCUUGUGAACGUUCUCAGCAUGUAGCGAAACAAAUUUGUCUUUCUUAGGCUAAAUUUCUCUUGAAAAACGGUUCUUAUUUAAAAAUAAAGGUUGGUUUACAUAACAGCAAUUGGGAGCAUUUCACCUUUCGGUUGCUAGGAAAACCGACUUACAUUUGUCGAAAGCCAGGGCGGGUUGUUCAAAGUCCGAUUAAGCUAACCCAGGAUUUUAGC
Molecule: messenger RNA, 2030 nt
Organism: Orbicella faveolata
Lineage: Eukaryota; Metazoa; Cnidaria; Anthozoa; Scleractinia; Merulinidae
Product: melatonin receptor type 1B-B-like
Biological process (GO): G protein-coupled receptor signaling pathway
Cellular component (GO): membrane
Molecular function (GO): G protein-coupled receptor activity
Source: RefSeq, a predicted model, not a curated record